Klebsormidium nitens is the source of this 900-nucleotide messenger RNA. The record is from the annotation of a GenBank genome assembly. Lineage: Eukaryota; Viridiplantae; Streptophyta; Klebsormidiophyceae; Klebsormidiales; Klebsormidiaceae.
AUGGAAGCACCUGCCGCGGCGCUGCCAACAGCUGACGGCCCCCCUGCAGCAGAACUGCCCAUGCCGCCUCUGACCGACUUUUCCAAAGGUGCUUUAGGAGCUGAGACAGCAACCCGGGGGCUGGACGUAGGCGCCGCGCUCGAGGCCUUGAUUGCACAUGCCGAAGCUCAAAUGAACGCGCCCGCAUCGAGUGGAGGAACUAAGAGGCUGUCGGAGCGGGUGUCUCCGGUAGCUGGCCCUUCGAAGAGAAGAAGAAGACUCGUGAAAGUCUCAGAGAGUACCAGCGGCGUUGCGGCCGAGCCAGCUGCAGGCACAGUCGCUUCUCGCAUCGGCGGUGAAGACCUGGAGGAGCGCGUGCGCGGAGCAGUUGGACCGGCUGGGGGCGACGCUGUGCCAGGUGGAGGAGCGGGUCAAGGGCGAGAUCGUGGUCACGCGGCGCACGACGUACGCCGUCUCCAAGAUGGAGAAGGAGAAGCAGGAGCAGAACCUGCUGAUCGACCAGCUGCAGGAGCUGGAGUCGCACGCGAUUUGUCCGAGCAGGCCACGGGCAGCCGUCGCAGCAGGCGCAGGGCAAUGAAGGAGCGGGUGGUUGCUGAUUUCUUUGGGGAGUGCCAGCAGCAAAGAGCUACCUUGGCAGCCCGAGAGGAGGAGACGUUCGGCCCACCCUCCUCUCCAGCUCGACACGAUACCCCCUCCCCGCCUACUCGACAUGGCUUUGCUGCAGAUUUUCAAGCUUUGGAGACCUUGGAAACCGACGGAGCCGAGGCUCAAGAGCAAGAGCCGGUCCAAGAACCGACCCCAACAGCAGCAGCGCCAACUCGAGUCGCCGCAGCGCCCAGCCUGAUUGACCUCAGCGCUUCCUUUGACGGAAUACGGGUGCCUCCGCCCGCCCUGAUCUGA